Molecule: messenger RNA, 2115 nt
Organism: Gadus macrocephalus (Pacific cod)
Lineage: Eukaryota; Metazoa; Chordata; Actinopteri; Gadiformes; Gadidae
Product: rho-related GTP-binding protein RhoA-C
Exons: 6
Coding region: 227-805 (192 amino acids)
Biological process (GO): small GTPase-mediated signal transduction
Cellular component (GO): neuron projection
Molecular function (GO): GTPase activity; GTP binding
Source: RefSeq, a predicted model, not a curated record
AUCCUGGGAGAGGAGGGGAGGUACUGGGAGAGCUCUCAGUGGGAGGAUCCUGCUAGAGGAGGGGAGGUAGUUGCAGCUCUCAGUGGGACGAUCCUGCUCGCCUUUCCAGUUCCAUCCUCGAUCAAUUACACCAUACUGCAGCAAGUGAGUGCGUGUUACCAUCCAGAGGAACAUCAAGUGGGAAGUUAGCAUCUCCUAAACGCACAUUCGUUGUCGGACGAAAGUGAUGGCCGCCAUUCGGAAGAAGCUGGUGAUUGUCGGGGAUGGAGCGUGUGGUAAGACCUGCCUGCUCAUCGUGUUCAGUAAAGACCAGUUCCCCGAAGUCUACGUACCCACCGUGUUUGAGAACUACAUCGCUGACAUCGAAGUGGACGGAAAACAGGUGGAGCUGGCUCUAUGGGACACUGCGGGCCAAGAGGACUACGACAGACUGAGGCCGCUCUCCUACCCCGACACAGACGUCAUCCUCAUGUGCUUUUCCAUCGACAGCCCCGACAGUCUAGAGAAUAUCCCUGAAAAGUGGACCCCUGAGGUGAAGCACUUCUGUCCCAACGUGCCCAUCAUCCUGGUGGGCAACAAGAAGGACCUGCGCAACGACGAGCACACGCGGCGAGAACUAGCCAAGAUGAAACAGGAGCCGGUUAAGCCAGACGAAGGGAGAGAGAUGGCGAACCGGAUCAACGCCUUCGGCUACCUCGAGUGUUCCGCCAAGACCAAGGACGGCGUGCGGGAGGUGUUUGAGAUGGCCACUAGGGCGGCGCUGCAAGUUCGCAAACGCAAGAAGAGCGGCUGCCUGCUGCUGUGAUCAUGUAGCUAGGCUAGGCUAGGCUAGACUGGGCUAGAGAUGGAAGUCAAGUGACCCAAGAAAACAUCCUGAGAACCACGUGGACUGACCUUACAGAUUGCAUCCUUGUACCGUAUCUCCCAUUUCACAGUGUCAGGUCGGGUGAAAGGGAGAAGAGCAGUGCUGACCAAUACCACGGACGUUGUUUAUAGCAUCAGUUAGAAGUGAAAAUUCUGGACUUUGUUUUUCCUUCCUUUUAUAGCACAAGCUGUCUCUCCAUGUAUUUCUUUUGCUUUGCCAUUUUGAAAAUGCAACACAAAUGUCCACAUUUGUAUGCUAAAAUUGUUUUCCAUGUGCAUUUAUCCUUGCUUGCUGAAGAUGCAUAUAUCUGUACACACGCUCACGCUCUCCAGAUUUCGUUUUUAUAAUCCGAAAUCUAUUUUCAAGAUUUGUAUUAUUUUUAUAUUUUUUUAUAAAAUAUAAAAAUAAUGCUAAUCUUGAAAAUAGGAGUGUAAAGUAGGUGUGGUCCGAGGAGGGAGCCUACUGAAGACACCUUCUUGGCUUUGCCGGUGCCUUUUUCAUUAUUCUUUUUGUUUUAUUUUGUAUCCAUAGCAACAACAGCUCAUUAUAUUAUGUCACAAAUUCCAACUACAAAGACCAAGAAUCUUCCUUGUUUCAGUUAAAGACCUGCGUUUCCUGGUGCUGAAAGUCACCAGGAGUGGCCUUCUACACCCUGGUUUACUGUCAGGUCCCUAACCCUUAUAGCCCCCCCAGUGUACCCUGGUUAACUGUCAGGUCCGUACCUUAUAGCUAUACCUUAUAGCUCCCCCAGUGGAGCUCUGCCCCAUUACUCGCUUUUAAACUUGCACUAAAAGCUAAAACUGUGGGCCCCCCAUUUGAAACAUAUUCUUUACAAGAAUGUGUUUAUAAAGAAUUUGAAACUAAACAACAUUCCAAAGCUGUCUCGGAGGGAGGUCGGUGUGUCACAGGUGUGUGUGUGUGUGACUGUGUUUGUGUUAGUGACUGUCUGUUUGUGAGCGAUUGUAUGUGCGUGUGCACCAAUGCAGGAACAGAUUUGGGAUAGAGCCUCCAGAUGCAUGCAAGAAAGACAAAGUAUUUGGAGUUUUACAAGAUGUUUCAAUCAUUUAAGCACAUUUUAAGAGAUUUUUACAUUUGAAGUAUUUGUCUCUUAAUAUUUAAAUCCUGCUAUUACAAUGUAUUGUGCAAUGACCACCAAACAUGGACUUUGUUUGUUUUUAAGGAAAGAUGAUUGUUGUGGGAUUCAAGGGAUCAUUGAUUAUUGUCAUUAUUAAAAGAAACACUGAGCAGAA